Messenger RNA from Gallus gallus (chicken), 628 nucleotides. RefSeq names its product hemoglobin subunit zeta (gene HBZ). Gene Ontology annotation, biological process: oxygen transport; hydrogen peroxide catabolic process. The record is from RefSeq and is marked validated. The transcript is spliced from 3 exons. Bases 56 to 484 code for a protein of 142 amino acids. Gene Ontology annotation, molecular function: heme binding; haptoglobin binding; iron ion binding. Gene Ontology annotation, cellular component: blood microparticle; hemoglobin complex; haptoglobin-hemoglobin complex. NCBI's taxonomy places the organism in Eukaryota, Metazoa, Chordata, Aves, Galliformes, Phasianidae.
ACAACCUGCUCUGGGUGUUCACUGAAGGGAGCCUGAGCCAGCACUCUCCUGCACAAUGGCACUGACCCAAGCUGAGAAGGCUGCCGUGACCACCAUCUGGGCAAAGGUGGCUACCCAGAUUGAGUCCAUUGGGCUGGAAUCACUGGAGAGGCUUUUUGCCAGCUAUCCUCAGACGAAAACCUACUUCCCUCACUUUGAUGUCAGCCAAGGCUCAGUUCAGCUUCGUGGUCACGGCUCCAAGGUCCUGAAUGCCAUUGGGGAAGCUGUGAAGAACAUCGAUGACAUUAGAGGUGCUUUGGCCAAACUCAGCGAGCUGCAUGCUUACAUCCUCAGGGUGGACCCAGUGAACUUCAAGCUGCUUUCCCACUGUAUCCUGUGCUCUGUGGCUGCCCGCUAUCCCAGUGAUUUCACCCCAGAAGUUCAUGCUGCGUGGGACAAGUUCCUGUCCAGCAUUUCCUCUGUUCUGACUGAGAAAUACAGAUAAAUGGCUUCCACACUGGGUUAGGGACGUGCAUCCAUGGCACACAACAGCUGCCAAGUUCUGGGGUAUUCUUCCUAUGCAGUCCCCCCAACUCCCCUGCGCAGGGGCUCAGCCACCUGCAGACCACAAUAAAUAAUUCAACUGUGA